Stereum hirsutum FP-91666 SS1 is the source of this 210-nucleotide messenger RNA. RefSeq lists its product as uncharacterized. The transcript has 2 exons. The coding region runs from base 1 to 210 and encodes 69 amino acids. The record is from RefSeq and is a predicted model, not a curated record. NCBI's taxonomy places the organism in Eukaryota, Fungi, Basidiomycota, Agaricomycetes, Russulales, Stereaceae.
AUGAUUCGCCGAAACCCGACCCUCAUCCCCAUGAGCGACAUGGACGUCCAAGACAUUCGCAACCUCAUUGCACACAAGAAGGCAGGCAAGGGCAAAGACACGUAUGCUGCGCCUGCGAACACGGCGCAAGGAGGACAAGGCUAUGCAGCUGCUGAGGAGGCGAAGAGGAAGAGAGAGGGCAUGAGCAGAGAUGAGAGGCUGGGGCUCUGA